Molecule: messenger RNA, 825 nt
Organism: Paralichthys olivaceus (Japanese flounder)
Lineage: Eukaryota; Metazoa; Chordata; Actinopteri; Pleuronectiformes; Paralichthyidae
Source: RefSeq, a predicted model, not a curated record
AUGGAAAGUGAAGAACAAUCAGAAGCGAACACAAAGUUAUUUGCCGAGGACCAAAGGCUGCCCUUCAUUGCUGACAUUGUGCUGAAGUCCCUCAAAGUUAAACAGGACAAGUGGCAGAAAUGUGUCUCCACCGAGGAGAACCGCCAGGUGCUGCAGGACUUUAUGGACAGAGCCGAGCAGCAGAACCUCGUGGUGUGCUUGGCCGCUGGUGGGACGCUACAGACCACCGCCAGUCUCUCCGCCAUGCCGCCAGGAACCAAGGCUGUGUACUUCACAAAGUUGGAGAAAACAGCGCUCACUGCAGAGCGAAUGAGGGAGAAAUUGACUUAUGGACUCAUGCCCUCCAACCCGCUGGAGCUCUUCUCCUCAAUAAUUGAGGUGCUGGACAGCCACACUAAAUGGCCACAGGUAGUGGAAGUGCCUGAGCAUGUUGUGCACAACGUCCACUCCCUGAAGAAUGAUGUGUUGGUGAUGUCAGGCCAAGUCCAAGGCAAGACUCUGCUGCCUCUCCCCAUGGACUUUGAGAAAGUGGAGCAAGCCGCCCUGAAGAUGGGCAAAAGGGGAAGAGUAGUGGAAAGGUGCAUCAUGCACUCCUUAGAGUCAGCGGUGAUUGAGUGGAGCCGUCAGAUCUCUGCCUUCCUGAAGAUAGACUCCUCUGGGGCUCUGCUAGAAGGCAAAAACCCCACACCGGACACAGAAGUGCUCUUCUGGAAGAACAGAUAUGUAGAUAUGAAGGGUGUCCAUUCCCAGUUAACAUCCUCUAAAGUGAACAAGAUGGGGAAGCUGUUGGAGGCUGCGGAGAGCAGCUAUUUCCCUGCUUAUAGA